Messenger RNA from Corylus avellana, 5370 nucleotides. RefSeq lists its product as uncharacterized. Gene Ontology annotation, biological process: defense response; signal transduction. Lineage: Eukaryota; Viridiplantae; Streptophyta; Magnoliopsida; Fagales; Betulaceae. Gene Ontology annotation, molecular function: ADP binding. The record is from RefSeq and is a predicted model, not a curated record.
UCUCUCUCUCUCAACCCAAAAUCUCUGUUUUUUGGUUACCCAGAAAUCCAAAUCCAAGUCUCGGCCAUCAAACCCAGAAACUGAGCGUUAAUACCCAUUUUCGUUAACCUUCCUACAUUUCUCACUUCUCCCCUAAUAUUGCCCUCAAACUACGAUUUCUUUCCUAAACUAACCCCACCAUCUCUCUCUAUCUACCACUCUACCACCCAUGGACCAAAUUAUCAGUGUCAUACGACGAUGCUUGAAGCGGAAGCGGGAGCCAGAAUCCGAAGACCAAAACCAGGCUCGCAAGAUUCUCCACGUCGAAGGCUCAAACAAAGAAGUCCAAUCAAACUCAACCACAACAAGUACCUCCUUUUCCAGACCUCAUUGGAAUUAUGACGUGUUCUUGAGUUUCAGAGGUGAAGACACUCGCAAGAACUUCACCGAUCACCUCUACUCCGCCUUGGAUGGAGUCGGAAUUCGUACCUUCCGAGAUGAUGAGGAGCUUGGAAGAGGGAAGACCAUCUCUACUGAACUACUCAAUGCGAUUCGUGGAUCGAGAAUUUCCAUUGUAAUUUUCUCCAAAGGCUAUGCUACUUCCAGGUGGUGCCUUGAUGAACUUGUUGAGAUCGUGCACUGUAAGAAUACAAUAGGCCACACUCUUCUUCCGAUAUUUUAUCAUGUGGACCCCUCGGAUGUUCGAAAACAGAUAGGAACUUUUGCAGAAGCCUUUGUUAGGCAUGAAGAACGGUUUCAUUCUGAUAAGGAGAGGGUGUGGAAGUGGAGAGAAGCUCUUACUGAAGCUGCGAAUUGUUCCGGCUGGGACCUUGAAAGUGUUGCAAAUGGGUAUGAAUCAAGAUUCAUCAAAGAGAUUGUUGAAGAAGUUAUGUGUAAAGUAAACCCUGCUCGGUUGGAUGUCGCCAAACACCCAAUAGGAAUAGAGUCUUGUGUUCAUGAUAUUAAAGGCUUAUUAAAUCUUGGAACAAGUGAUGUUCGCAUUGUGGGCAUUUACGGAAUGGGGGGAAUUGGUAAAACAACCCUAGCAAAAGCUGUCUAUAAUGAAAUAUGUAUUGCAUUUGAAGGAAGUAGUUUUCUUUCAAACCUUAAAGAAAGUUCAGAAAAGCCCAAUGGCUUAGUUCAUUUACAAGAACAACUUCUUAAUGAUAUCUUGAAAACAAAUUUGAAAAUUGGUGAUGUUGAUAGAGGAAUCAGUAUAAUUGAGGAAAGACUUAAUGGAAAAAAGGUUCUUGUUGUUCUUGAUGAUGUGGAUGACUUUGAAAACCUGCACACGUUAGUCGAAAAGCAAUGGUUUCAUCCAGGAAGUAGAAUCAUUGUAACAACUAGAGAUGAACAUUUGCUUACUCAACUUGAAGUACAUAAAAAAUAUAAGGUUGAAGAAUUGAAUUAUUGGGAGUCUCUUCAACUUUUCUCCUAUCAUGCCUUUGGGACAGCCCUUCCAAUAGAUGAUUACCAGGAGCUUUCAAGUAGUGCAGUGACAUAUGUAGGAGGACUUCCAUUAGCUCUUGUGGUUUUGGGUUCUUUUCUAAAAGGAAGAAGCAUUGAUGAAUGGAAAAGUGAAUUGGAAAAAUUACGAAGAACUCCUCAUGGCAAGAUUCAAAAAAUACUUAGAAUAAGUUAUGAUUCACUGGACAGGUCUACCAAGGACAUAUUCCUUGAUAUUGCAUGUUUCUUUGUCGGUAUGGAUAAAGAAUAUGCCAUCAAAAUACUCGAUGGUUGUAAUUUCUUUCCAGGGAUUGGAAUGCCUAUUCUUAUUCAGAGGUCACUUGUAACAAUUGAUUGCGGAAAUGGGUUGAAGAUGCAUAAUCUGGUUCGACAUAUGGGAAGGGAAAUUGUUUGCGAAGAAUCACCCAAGUAUCUGGGAAAACGUAGUAGGUUGUGGUUUCACAAGGAUAUCUUAAAUGUACUAGACAACCGUAUGGGAUCGAAAAGAGUGGAGGGCCUCAUCUUACAUCUCCCUGUACUUGAAGAUGUAUAUUUGACAACCGAAGCAUUUACAAAUAUGAAGAAUUUGAGAUUGCUCCAAAUCAAUUCUGUACAUCUCAGAGGAUCUUAUGAACAUCUCUCUAAAGAGCUAAAAUGGCUUUGUUGGCACAAGUGCCCUCUGGAAUUUCUACCACAGGGUUUUCAUCUAGAGAAUCUUGUUCUUCUUGACAUACAGAAUAGUAAUGUCAAACAAGUUUGGAAGAAGAAUAAAAUAUUCAACAAGUUGAAGGUCCUUAAUCUCAGCAAUUCCAUAUAUCUAACCAAAUCACCAGACUUCUCACAAGUCCCACAAUUGGAGAUACUAAUACUUGAGGGUUGCACCAGCUUGGUUAAGGUUCAUAAGUCCAUUGGAUAUGUCAAAAGACUUGUUUCAUUGAGUUUAAAAAAUUGCACGAUCCUCAAGGACCUUCCAAGAAGCAUUUCUAACUUAGAAUCUCUUGAAACUCUUGACUUAUCUGGUUGCUCAGCACUUGAAAAAUUACCCUCAUUUGGUCUUUUGAAGAAUCUCAAAACUGUAUCAUUAUAUGAAUGUAGUCGUCUCACCGAAUCACCAAACUUCUUAGCUGCCACACAACUAGAGCACCUAGUACUUGAAGGUUGUACUAGUUUGGUUGAGAUUCAUGAGUCCAUUGGAUAUCUAAAAAGACUUAAUUUGCUAGAUUUACAAAGAUGCGAGAACCUUAGAAAUCUUCCGAUCAACAUUUCUAAAUUAGAAUCUCUGAAAACUCUUCUCUUGUCUCAGUGCUUAAAUCUUGAAAGGUUACCCGAGCAAUUGGGGAGUAUGACGGCUUUAACGGUGCUGAAAGUGGAGAACACUACUAUUAAGCAACUACCAUCCUCCUUUAGCCUUUUGACGAAUCUUGAAACUUUAUCAUUACUUGGAUGUGAUUGUCUUAUCGAAUCACCUGAGUUUUUACAAACAUCACGUCUAAAGGAGUUGAUACUUGCAGGAUGUACUAGCUUAGUUGAGGUUCACAAGUCUAUUGGACUUCUAAAAAGACUUGUUUUCCUAGAUUUAAGUGGAUGCAAGAAGCUUAUGAAUCUUCCAAGCAACAUUUCUAACUUAGAACUUCUUGAAACUUUAUCAUUAUAUGGAUGUGAAUGUCUUAUCGAAUCACCGGAGUUUUUACAAACAUCAAGUCUAGAGAUGUUGAUACUUGCAGGUUGUACAAGCUUAGUUGAGGUUCACAAGUCUAUUGGACUUCUAAAAAGACUUGUUUUGCUAAAUUUAGGUGGAUGCAAGAAUCUUAUGAAUCUUCCAAGCAAAAUUUCUAACUUAGAACGUCUUGAAACUCUUUUGUUGCCAGACUGCUUAGAGGAGGAUAACAUAAUAUCGGAGAUAUUGACGAAAAGGAUGGAAUUAAAAAUCUUGGACAGAAACAGAGCUGCUAUUACGCAACAACAGUCCUCUUCAAGUCCUUUGAGGAAUCCUGCAACUUAUUCAUUAUCUAGAUGCGAAGGAGCAUCCUCAUCAUGGAUAUCACCCAAAAGCUCCAACUACAUAAGUGUGUCGCCGUUCAUUUCUGAAUUAUGUUCUUUGACAUGGAUUAGAGAGCUAGAUCUCAGUGGGCGCAAUUUGUGUGAAGAUGAUUUUCCCAUUGAAUUUGGAUGCUUGUCUUCACUCCAUAAAUUGGAUUUAUCAAGAAACAAUUUUCGUAACCUACCUAAUUGCAUUGGCGGCCUUCCUUCAUUAUAUAGGUUGCAUUUGAAUGAUUGUACUAAUCUUCAAUCAAUCUCAAUCCACAUUGGUGUGAAGGUUUUGAAAGCAAAUGGCUGCACAUUAUUGGAAAGAGUCUUAACUUUGGCGGAUGAGAGUUUAGGAUCUUUUUUGAGGAAUAGAAUUACAUAUGUUAAUAGUGUAUCAGAUCUUCGCAUGGGAAGGUGCAACAAUCUAUCACCUGCUUUUAGGGAGACUGUUCUCCAGAUGAUGUGCAAGGCAGAUGUCUUUUGUUCCAUUUGCCUCCCUGGAAGUGAGAUUCCAAAUUGGAUUAGCCAUCAGACGAUCGGUUCUUUAAUAUCGUUUCGUGUACCUUCGUUUUGGGGUGCUGGUAAAGUGAGCAAGUUGGUUGUUUGGGUUGUUUAUGCAGCGAACGAGGAAGCACCCAAAGACUUCUAUCGAAACAAUGGGUUCGUCUUGUACUUUCGUAAUAAAACUAGACAUCCCGGAUAUUCCUUUCCGAAUCCGCAUGGGACCAAAUUUUUUUAUAGCUUUGAAGAUCAUAUAUUUGUAGAGGCGAUGAGAUUUCCUCGUUUAGACCAUAUAGUGAAAAGUGGAGACGAAAUAGAAGUCAAAGUGUCACAGCAGAUUGAAGAGAACAAGUGCGGAAUACAAGUGAAGAAGUGUGGAAUUCACUUAGUUGACGAGCCAAAUGUUAUAGAUGAAGAUGACGUGCGCUCCUACACAUCUGAUUUUGAUAUUUCUACAGAGGAUGAGGUCUGACCCAUCAGCAAAUUGAGAGCACAAAUCCCCUCAAAGAAGGGCAAUAUCACCUUCAACGGUGUGGCAGAAGUACUCAUACUGUCACACAGAAAGCAGUCAAGCUUGCCUCUGCCUCAAGCAGAUGGUACAGUUGCAGAAAUUCUUCAAAUAUGUAACUGAAUAAGCACGGUAAUCUCAUUGAGAAAAUUAGUUUUCUAGAGCUUAAUUUUAUAUAUUUGGAAUUAGUUAGUUUAGAACUUUGAUCUUUUUGAUUGAUCUCAAAGGAAGGCAUACUGCAGGGAGAUUACAUUAGGUGGUUUGAAAAAAGUGUGUUCCAAUGGACAGGGAACAGUGUGUCUCCUGCAUCAAGUGUUUCAGGCUCAAAUUUGAUGUCUCCAAGCAAUCACCUGUUUUCUGGACCAACUCCAAUUGUCAGAAAGCUCUUCUCAGGAUCUUCUCCUCUUGGUGGUGCUGGCAUAUUUAUCCAAUGAAGAGUUUCGAGACAAAUUUGAAAUGAAGAAAAGAGCUUUCUACGAGCUUCCUAAAUGGAGACAAAACAAUCUCAAGAUGUCCCUUGAUCUAUUUUAGGGCAUGCUUUCAUGAGACUAAAGCUAGAUGCUUGGAGAAUUUCAAUAUUGCUUAGAACUUGACAAGUUACCGGAGCAAUUGGAGAAUUUGAAGGCUUUAAAAUGCUUGCACGAAAGUAGAAUUAGUAGUAAGCAACAGCCAUCCUCACCCAAAAGCUCCAAGAUCAUAAGUUUGUUACCUUCCAUUAUUGAAUUAUGUUCUUUGACAAAACUAAGACAGCUAGUCUUAGGUGGGUGCAAUUUGUCUGAAGAUGAGUUUUCCAUUGAAUUUGGAUGUUUACCUUCACUCAAUGUGUUGAAUUUAUCAAGAAACAUUUUUUGUAACCUACCUAGGCUUAUCAGCCGCCUUCCUGGAUUAUGGGAUUUGUCUUUGCACGA